Molecule: messenger RNA, 279 nt
Organism: Histoplasma mississippiense
Lineage: Eukaryota; Fungi; Ascomycota; Eurotiomycetes; Onygenales; Ajellomycetaceae
Exons: 4
Coding region: 1-279 (92 amino acids)
Biological process (GO): tRNA 5'-leader removal
Cellular component (GO): ribonuclease P complex
Source: RefSeq, a predicted model, not a curated record
AUGCCGUUGUCGGUUUUGGUGGAGCGCGAUAUCCUCUUGAUCUCCGAAGGCAGAAGCGGUGUGGAUAAUGUGUACACCCUCCACAAUGGAGUUCUCCGAUUAGAGUUGGAUAAGAAUUCAUUUGAGCGCGCCGGCCUGGACGGCAAACCCAAUCCCGUAGUGGAGGGAGAAAACACGUCAAGGAGAGAUACGCCGUGGAAAUCAACCUUAGGCUCCCAUCAAUGCUUCAUGGGAAGAAGGGCUUCGAGCGGAUCGUUUGGGCUUUCAAGAACGUACUAA